AUGGCGGCCAGCAGCUCUUCCGGCCUCGCGCAGGGCACCAGCCGGUCGUCCAGCCCCCAGCUGUCCUCCACUCUACCACUCCCAGCUACCGGGGCCGGCUACACUGUAGAGUCUACCCCCAGAAUGGAGAGCACCGCCAGCCUGGCCCUGGCCCCUGCCAGCCAUCCGCCUGCGUCUGGAGGAGGAGUCGCAGUGGGGUACAGCUGCUCCCAGCCCCACACCAGCCAGGGCCCCACAUCCAGCAGCCGACCCCGGGGUCCUGUGCCUACCUCUGUGUCUUCCCACCAGGAGGAUGGUCACAGCUGCCAAGAGAAGGCAACCAAGAGCCGCACAGACUCACGGGAGUGGCCAGCCAGGUCGCUCUGCAGGCCAGGACCAAGUUCCCGCAGCCCGGACUCGCCCGGCCCGCAGCGUCCAACGCCCUCCUCCCAGCGGGCCCCGCAGAAGCUGCAGGCGCCGUCCCCGCCGCGGUCUCCCGUAGGCUCGGACCCGUGGGGUGGCCCUGUCCUCGGGCCCUGGGACCCCACCUUUACCAGCGACGCGCUGCCGUUCCUGGACAGGCUGCCGAAGCCCAAGGCGGGCCCCAGGCCGCCCUCCAUGCACUACUGCGAGGUCUGCAGGGUCAGCUGCGCGGGGCCGCAGACCUACCGGGACCACCUGGAAGGGCAGAAGCACCGGAAGAAGCAGGCGGCUCAGAGGACCGGCACACAGCCCAGCGGGGGUCCUAAAGGAUCCCAGAGCCUCCACUGUGGCCUGUGCGCCGUGUCCUGCACAGGGGCAGAUGCCUACGCUGCCCACAUGAGGGGAGCCAGGCACCAGAAGGUCUUCAAGUUGCACAGCAGGCUAGGGAAGCCCAUUCCCUCUGAGCCCACACUACAGAGUGUCACCCACACCCGAGGUUCGGACGGCGCCCCUGAGACCUCAGUCAAGCGUGAAGCACAUGCCGGUCACAGCUCAUACACCCAAGGCCGGCCAGCACCAGCCAAGGGACCAGCAGCCUCACACAAGGGACCACCAGAGCUGCAGGCAGUGCACAACAGACCUGGAGACAGGCCAUCAUCACACUUCAGGACAGAGGCCACCAGAGGAGGCCCUGGAGACACGGAGGCCGUGGGCACCGAGUACGUGGAGGAGGUGUGCAGUGACGAGGGGAAGGUGAUCCGUUUCCGAUGCAGGCUCUGUGAAUGCAGCUUCAAUGACCGAAACGCCAGAGACAUGCACCUGACUGGACGCCGGCACCGGCUGCAAUACAGAAAGAAAGUGGACCCUACACUUCCAAUAGCCAGCCGGCCCAGCGGCCCCAUGCAGAGGGUGCUGGCCAAGCGGCUGCAGAGGCAGCGGCAGCAGGCAAAGGCACGACUGGAGGAUGCACGACGCUGGAACUCUGAGCUGAGACAGCAAGAAGAACACAGCAGGCAGCCUGAGGAGCCUCCACAGCCCCAGGUUGAAGAGCAGCUGUCCGGGUUACCUGCCUGGGCAUUUCCAGCUCCCACUACCAGACCAGGGACUGCCACCACCCGGCGCCAGUCAGGGCGUCGGCCAGAGAGCAGCGACGACCGUCAUGUCAUGUGUAAGCACGCCUCCAUCUACCCCACCGAGGAAGAGCUGCAAGCCAUCCAGACGGCUGUAUCCCACACAGAGCGAGCCCUCAGGCUGGUGUCAGACACGCUGGCCGAGGAGAGCAGCCAGCAUGGCACCCUGGCGUCCCCACCACCACGGAUGCUCAAGGGCGUGGUGCGGGUUGGCAUUCUGGCCAAGGGCCUGGUACUUCGCGGGGACCACAGUGUACAGCUGACCCUGCUCUGCUCCAAGAAGCCCACACACUCCCUGCUGCAAAGGAUCAAACAGGAGCUGCCCCGAGAGCUGUCUAUAGUGGCAGAGGACAAGUACGAGGUCUCAUCUGACCGUGAUGCCAACAUUGUUAUCUCGGCCUGUGUGGAGCCCGGGGUGAAAGUCACCGUGUCUGCCACCUCCCCUCUGAUGCGGGAAGACCCCUCUGUAAAACAAGGACUGCAAGACUCUCUGCCCGACCCAGAGGACAUCCUGGACCGGGAGAGGUGCCUUGAGACCCUGGCAGCCCUCCGCCAUGCUAAGUGGUUCCAGGCUCGAGCCAGUGGCCUGCAGCCAUGCGUGAUUGUCAUCAGGGUUCUAAGGGAGCUGUGUCGCUGUCUGCCCCCCUGGGGGGCCCUGCCUGCCUGGGCCAUGGAGCUGCUGGUGGAGAAGGUUCUGAGCAGCGCCCCCCGGCCCCUGAGCCCGGGGGGUGCCGUGCGUCGGGUUCUGGAGUAUGUGGCCACAGGCGCGCUCCUCACAGAUGGCCCAGGGCUACAGGACCCUUGUGAAAAAGGCCCACAGGACGCCCUGGAGCCCAUGACCCCACAGCAGCGAGAAGACCUGACAGCCAGUGCGCAGCUUGCUCUGCGCCUUGUGGCCUUCCGGCAGAUACACAAGGUCCUUCACAUGGAGCAGUUACCUCCACGGACCAGAUUCGGGGCCGGGGCACGGGCCCGGAAGAGGAUGAGGGAGGCUAGUCAGGCCCAGGAGGGCGCCAGGGAGAGGAAGCGGGGCCGGCAGGGCACAGCAGGGCUGCCUUGAGCCAGCUGUCACCACCGACCCACACAUCCCACACCUGAACGGGUGUGGUCCCUCCAGCUGCUGGCUCCUCCUGAUGUGGGACGCCUUUGUCAUUGUGUCUGUAGGUUUAUUCACGAUGCUGUGGGGGUCCCUCUGAGGUGACCCCAUGCCCAUGGCUGUCACCCACCCAUCCCCAAGCCAUAUAGCAGUGACCUCCUUGGUACUAAUUGCUAUUUGAAACUCCCUUGAUGUCAUAAGAAGCCAAUGGGAUCUGAAUCGCUUCCUUGAGAUGACAGGAGGGGUGGCCUGGAAGAUUCUAUGGGUCACAGAGUGGGGGUAGAGGGGCAGAGAGCAAAGAAUGAGGUUCCACAGGCCCCAAACCCACUGUAUCCUUUACACAGACCCCCUUACUAGCUGUGAGGACACUGUCACCCCACAGUGCGACCCUAGCUCCAGUCACUGAGUGCCUUCUGCAGAUGGCCUACUCCGCCCCAUGUCAUCCUGUGCCCCAUUGGGCAUGGACACAGCUCUAUCCGUUAGGCCUCCUUUGGAUCCCCUGGUAUGACCCUUCA
Molecule: messenger RNA, 3143 nt
Organism: Grammomys surdaster
Lineage: Eukaryota; Metazoa; Chordata; Mammalia; Rodentia; Muridae
Gene: Zfr2
Product: zinc finger RNA binding protein 2
Exons: 18
Coding region: 1-2592 (863 amino acids)
Cellular component (GO): precatalytic spliceosome
Molecular function (GO): single-stranded RNA binding; zinc ion binding; double-stranded RNA binding
Source: RefSeq, a predicted model, not a curated record